This is a messenger RNA of Acanthochromis polyacanthus (spiny chromis), 2921 nucleotides long. RefSeq lists its product as uncharacterized. The record is from RefSeq and is a predicted model, not a curated record. The transcript is spliced from 16 exons. Gene Ontology annotation, molecular function: ubiquitin-protein transferase activity. Bases 1094 to 2302 code for a protein of 402 amino acids. NCBI's taxonomy places the organism in Eukaryota, Metazoa, Chordata, Actinopteri, Pomacentridae.
AUUAAAUCAGAGAAGAAGAUUUGAAAGGAAGCGCGAUUUGAAUGCAGUGUUUUGCCUUGACAUUGAAAACAAGUUUCGGAGAAGAAGAGAACAUACAGCCCGACGGAUCAAGCCACUACACUCAUGUAGCCACCCACCGAAUAUGACUGAAAAUUCUGAUAGCGAUACGCCGCAGCGUCCGGGUCACGGUGCAGUUGAGUCUGCAGCCAGAAAUCUGGUGUCGUUGCUACUCAACACUUUGGCCACAAACAGCUCACCAAGACAGGAGACAGUGCAGCCAAGGCAGGAGACAGUGCAGCCAAGGCAGGAGACAGUGCAGCUGGCCUCUAGAAAUGUAACUGUGCAGCAAGAAAUGACAAGAUCUUUUCCAGGACAUUUCAGGUCAAAUCUCAACCGUGGUAAAAAGAGGUGUUUGACUGCCACCAAGCAUCUCUUUAAGAUAACCAACAAGACUACUGCCCUGAAUUUUUAUCUGCUCCCGAAAAAUACGUCACACACACCAUUGCCAGGAGAGGAGCUUGAGCUCCUCCAGGCAGGCAUGGGGAGACAAACGGUAACCCUUCCCGAAGAUGGUGACCACACAGAGAUUUCAAGGCUCCUGGCCGUAACAUUUCCAAAGAUGGAGGGUCUGUGUGGAGGAUGGCUCUUGCACAAGGCUACAGGUGGGAGUGGUCGACAAAAAUUAACUGUCAUUCCACCAGAAGCUGAGGGAUAUACUGCCAAAGCUCUGCGUGCUGUGUCAUCAGGCGGCAAAGCAACUUUUUACAUUGUACCGCUUCAGGAGACAUUGGAUACUUCUCCUUUUCCUCCUGACUCACAGCACUUCUCAAAAAUGCCUAAGAAGUUGUGUUACCAGUGUAACGAAGUGAUGCCUCUGCAGAUACUUGCAGUGCACAUCAAGACGUGUACAGGAAAACUGUCCUAUGACGAUGAUGAUGAUGAGAUCUGCAGUCCUCUGAUGAUGUAUGUGUUGUGGAGAAAAAGUGUAAGGUGGUUUGCCCACUUUGCACUAAAGAAUUCCCAGAUGAUGAGAUUACAGUCCAUGCUAGCUUAUGUGGAGAGAGCUUUGAAUGUGCUGUGACUUCUGCAUCAAAUGACAACAGCCCAAGUACAGCAGCUCAAACUACAAUAUCCGAACCAAAGAGUGUGGAAGAUGUACUUCUCUUCAUUAAACAACAAGUUGACACCACAACAGAAUUUAAAACUGUGUGUGGACAGAGAAGACCUUCUUGACAGGGGCUUUCUCCAAUGGAAAAGGAAAAAAACUGCAUCUCCUGUCAGUGCUCUGACAGUGGUCUAUAUAGGAGAGGCAGGCAUUGAUACAGGAGCACUUAGAAAAGAUUUCCUGACUGAAAUGAUUUCAGGUAUUGAAAAGAGAGGACCUGGGAACCAGGGUAAAAAUCCCAAGUACUCUUUGACAGAUCUCGACAAUGACAAUUUCAGAACUAUUGGGGAAAUAAUGGCAGUCAGCCUUGCACAAGGGGGUCCACCUCCUGCUUUUUUGAAAGAGUGGUGCUACAACUUCCUCUGCACAGGAGAGGUGGACUGUCAUUCGCUGUCUACGGAGGAUGUGGCCGAUCUAGAAUCCAGUCUACUCAUCAGCAGAGUUCUAAAUUCUGCUGAUGUCCAAUCUCUGAUGAUGUACAGUGAUGACAUCGUCAGCUGUGGAUACACAGGCCAGAUCAAACUGGAAAGCAAAGAAAGCAUAAUUCGAGCAAUUGUCCUACAUUCUACAACAAGAUUGAUUCCAAUGCUGCAGCAAUUAAGAAAGGGCAUGGGACUGUAUGGCCUGGUGGAGCUGAUGGCUACAUAUCCCACAGCUUGUCACUCCUUGUUUGUUCCUGGGAAGAUCACCAAGCCUGAUGCUGAUUUCAUUAUGAUGAACUGCCAGCCACAUUUCAGUGAAAAGGGCACAUCAAAGGAGAGAAAUGAGAGAAAGAUGAUGAAUUUCCUCCAAGAUUUCUUGCAGGAAAUAGAAAUGCAGGAGAUUGACAUGCCAGAUGUUGAGACAGACAGUGCAGAAUGUGAUAAGCAGCCUCUUACGGUGCCACAUGUGCUCCAGUGGAUGACAGGCCAAUCCCACAUUCCUAUCCUCCCUGAUGAAAAGAGACAUUUCAAGAUAACAUGCAACUUUGACCAUGACUGCAGAGAGAGGCUUGGAGACCACUCGGUUUGUUAUCCAAUUGUGAGUGCAUGCACCCAGACUGUGACUUUUCCAAUACAGCAUCUUAGCACUUACAAUGAGUUUAGAAGAAUUAUGAGUGAAGCACUUCGAUAUGGUUUUGGAUUCCACAGAGUUUAACAACUCUACUCAAAUGAAAACAACUGAUUAAUAUGCCAAUUCAGAUGGCCCAUCACUGUUCUAUAUGAAAAUCAGACAAGAGUUUUGUUCAGAAUACCUCAUAGCACAACACUGAGUUUAGAAGAAUCAGGAGUGAAGCAGUUUGAUGGUGGAUUCCAGAGUUUAAUAGCUAUACUCAAGUUAAAACAAGAAUGAUUCAUAUGCAAAUGGAUGUUCUGUAUCUUAUGAAGUUUAUUCAGAUUUGUUGUUUAAUACCUCUUACAGGAUGCUUUGUUUGUAUUGGUUAUCUGUAACUACUUAAUAUGUUGAAGAUAAUGCUCAAAUGUCAUUAACCUUGUGCAAGAAUUGAAUGUACAAGUCACGACCAUGAGACUCAGAAUGGUCCAGAGGGUCAAUAGUUCUCUGAAGUUCCUCCAGAGCUUCGUCAUCUAGUGGGCAUGCAAUUUCGGGGACCACAACUGCUCCAGCAGAAUCCUGUUGCAUUACAGCACUCUCCCAGUCGAUGCCUGGGUCUUGAAGUUCCUACAGGUCCAGAAUAGCACAACUGAGUCAAGUCUGUUCCUAAUACAUUGUUCUACCAAGUAUUUGUUUUACAAAAAUAAACAAGAUGGCUACAUAA